AUGCAAUCGUAUGAAACAUUCCAAGCCUUCCUUGACGUCUUUAUGAGAGGUCGGGAUGCCAUACUGAGUAAAUGGCCAGCACACGUUACUUACUGGUGGAAGAAAAAAGACGAGGACAAUGUUUUGUUCUUAAAAUAUGAAGACAUGAAAAAGGACUUAGAGGGAACUGUCAGAAUGGUAUGCACCUUCCUUGGAAAGACACUGACAGCAGACGAAACGCAGCGAAUUUCUGCAGAUUGCACAUUUGAGGAGAUGAAAAAGCGCAAAGUGAAGGACUAUGUCUGCCAAUACUAUGGAAUUGAUUCUAUGAUAUCACCAUUUGUGCGAAAGGGUAAAGUUGGUGGCUGGAAAAAACACUUUACUGUUGCUCAAAAUGAAGAGUUUGAUAAAUGGUACUUUGAAUCGCUUGAAGGGACUGGAUUGUCAUUUGAAUUUUCUUGA
Messenger RNA from Saccoglossus kowalevskii, 441 nucleotides. RefSeq names its product cytosolic sulfotransferase 2-like. The record is from RefSeq and is a predicted model, not a curated record. Lineage: Eukaryota; Metazoa; Hemichordata; Enteropneusta; Harrimaniidae.